Molecule: messenger RNA, 1101 nt
Organism: Staurois parvus
Lineage: Eukaryota; Metazoa; Chordata; Amphibia; Anura; Ranidae
Source: the annotation of a GenBank genome assembly
AUGAUGGGCCACAGAGUGGACUAUUUCAUUGCUUCCAAAGCAGUGGAUUGUCUUCUGGAUUCCAAAUGGGCAAAAGCAAAGAAAGGGGAAGAGGCCCUGUUCACAAACAGGGAGUCUGUGGUUGAAUUUUGCAAACAGCUUCUCAAGAAACAGUUCUUCCACCGGGCAUUAAAAGUGAUGAAAAUGAAGCCAGAGAAAGAUCCAAAGAAAGAAAAGGAGAAAGAGAAAGGAAAGACUGAUAGUGGAAAGGAAGACGAGAAAAAGGGGAAGAAAGAUUCUUCUAAGGAUGAAAAAACCAAGAAAGAAAAGGAAAAGGAAAAGAAAAAAGAUGGUGAAAAAGAUGAAAGCAAAAAGGAUGACACUCCUGGAACACCAAAAAAAAAGGAAACCAAAAGAAAGUUCAAGCUGGAGCCCCAUGAGGAUCAGGUUUUCCUGGAUGGCAAUGAGGUGUACGUGUGGAUAUAUGAUCCAGUCCAUUUUAAAACUUUUGCCAUGGGGCUCAUCCUUGUGAUUGCUGUGAUUGCUGCCACUCUCUUCCCACUUUGGCCAGCAGAGAUGCGUGUAGGGGUGUAUUAUCUCAGUGUGGGAGCUGGGUGCUUUGUGGCUAGUAUUCUUCUGCUUGCUGUUGCUCGCUGUAUUCUGUUCCUUAUCAUUUGGCUCUUGACUGGAGGUAGACACCACUUCUGGUUCCUGCCUAAUUUAACCGCAGACGUGGGCUUCAUUGACUCCUUCCGACCACUGUAUACACAUGAAUACAAGGGACCAAAGGCAGAGCAGAAAAAAGAGGAGAAAGCUGAGUCCAAAAAGCCUGUAAAGUCUGACAGUGAGGAUAAAUCUGACAGCGAGAAAAAGGAAGAGGAGGAGGGUAAGGUUGCUGAAGCAGCAGAGGGAUCAGGCACAGAAGGCUCAGGUGCGGACAGGCAGUCAGACACAGACAGUGACAGAAGAGAGGAUGACGGCUCACAGCACAGUAAUGGCAAUGGCAAUGAUUUUGAAAUGAUCACGAAAGAGGAACUUGAACAGCAAACAGAUGAAGGAGACUGCGAAGAAGACGACCAGGAUUUAAAAGCAGAGUCAGAGCCUCUUUGUGAUAAAUCUUAA